UGACAAUGUUAUUUUGUUAUUAAAAUUAAAAAAAAAAAUCAAUUGCAAUUUAAUUCAAAUGUUUAAAUGAUAAAUAAUUAUGGUUUAGUAGUUAAAAUGUUUUAUUUGUGCUUGUUUUUGGUGCUCGUUGAAUAUUGUUUAAGUUUAGAUGGUUUGGAUGCAUUGCGCUCAGGUAUAGCAGUUGAGUGCGAUCAACGCCAUGAGGCUUAAAUCGAUAGCCGAGGAGCACGGCUCAUCACAUAACUUAUUAAAAUUUAUUUUAGGCCACUUUUACCAUGAGUGGCCAAAACACACCAGCAUCUCAUCCACUAGACGAAAACGAUGACAAAGGUGUAUCGUGUUCUACACGUCCACCAGCUCUAGGACAAGAGCACUUGGAUUCUCACCAUGAACAUGGUUGGAAUCAAGAACAACAAGAGUCAUCCACCCAUUGUCCACAAUCACAUACACAAAAAUCAACUAUCGCUACCACUGAUAUUAGUAUCAUAAAUUAUUGUCCAGAAAGUAGUCAAUCAGAAAAUAGUCCAACACCUAGUUCCGAACGACCCACACAAUUGUGUGGUCAAAGUAUAACGCCCACAUCUGAACGAUUAACUGUGUUAAGUGAUGCCAGUUUACCCUACGAAGAUGUUCCUGACGGUGGCAACAAAACAUUUGGUACAAAUACUUCCUCACAAUUAAAAAGGCCUCAAACAUUAUUGCCAGAUAAAUGUGCUACUAACAUAGAUACGUUUCGAACUUCGUCAUCUUCAUCCGAUUAUCAUCGUGCUUCCACUAAAACUUUAUAUACUGAAUAUCAUCCGUCAGCGCGCAUUAUUAGUCCAUCGUUUGAAUCACAACCGCCAUCUUUUUCAUCUACAUCAUAUGAAUCAAGAUCUCCAUUAGAUUUCCAAGUACCUGGCUCAGUACCUGUUCGAUUUGAUUGCCUUCCAGAAUCUGAUCCACAUGCAAGUUUACGUCCUUGGUUACGAUGGGCUUUAGCUUUGCAUUAUCUAUUACAUGAUGCGAAAGGUGUUAAUUUAUUCCGAAGAUAUUUACUCACCGAAGGUAAACAACAUGUUGACGCGCUCGAAUUUUGGUUUGCCGUUGAAGGUCUACAUGGACAAAUUACACCAGAAACGGUAGCACAACUAGUUAAAGUUAUUUAUAGACGAUAUUUUACAAAAGCACAAUUACCAAUUGACGAUCAAAUGAGACGUGAUGUGGCUCAUAAAUAUAAGAUGGCUGCGCCCCAUAUGCUUGCUGAUUUAUUUGAUGUCGCACAAAAUCAUGUUGAAACACUUAUGAGGCAAACCACUUAUCCAAAUUUUUUAAAGAGUGAUAUUUAUUUAGAUUAUGUACAGCAAAUGCAAGUUGUCGGUGAAAGUAGUUCAAAUGAUUUCACUAGUGAUAGUGGAGGUGAAUUAAGUUCAGGUGGUUCUAGUGGAUGUAUUAGUAUUCGAGAUCUUCCACCAACAGCUGGAGGGAAUGGUGGCCCCUUGCCAACAUUACAUGAAGAUAGUGAAUUAGUUACAGAUUAUUAUUAUCCACCGCCAGGAUACUUACAUCAUGGGCAGCGUAGUCCGUUAUGUAGUCCAUUUGAACCUCCUCGACUGACAAAAGACUUAUUACUACAAACACAAAAACGUAGAGCACUUGAAGUUCGACCAAAGUCUGAAACAUUAGCUGGAGUACCCCCAAUCCCAUUAUCAACAUAUCAUGCAGCAUAUUCCGGUUAUAACCCUGUUUCCCGAGUGGAUAGCGAACUGCAAUCCCUUAGCAGUCAUUCAGAUGCAAGAACUGAAUCGGAUAACAUGUCCGUUACGGAUGUUAGUUCAAUUGAUGGUAGUUCAAUACAUCAACGAGCAGUACGAAGAAAACAAGCCCGCCAAGUUCGUGAAGCAGCUAGUAUAAAUCGUGAAAGUUCAUCUAGUGGUCAUAUGAUUAUUCCUCGUACACAGAGGCCGCCACGUGAUCACUUAAAACCACUAUCGCCUAAUGAAUUUGCCAAACAAUUAACGGAAAAAUUAGAAAAUGUUUUAAAAGAACGUGACGUGCAAGAGCAAUUAGAUAGAAAAUUACAAGAGUUAUGUGUAGCUAGCGAUUGUGCCAGUAGUAGUAUGGUUGGUGAUAUGAUGCCUGAAAUACCACCUAAUGUGCCCUCAUCAUUACCUGUUGCUGAAGUGCCUGCAAGAGCUUUGGCUGCUGCACUUAAAGAAAAAUUAAAAUUAGAUGAUGAUAAUGAUCAAGAUAUUCUUGAUCAACACGUAUCAAGAGUAUGGGCCGAUUUAACACCCAAUCGAUCACCUGGAAGGCUUACACCUCAAGUAGCGAUAAGACCUCGUAAUAUACGUAAAGAACGUGAUGUACAUUCAACAUUUAGUUCUGAUUCCGGUAAUGUAAUGGACUUUACAGAAGGUUCUGUAUCUGGUAUAACAGGAAUUGUUAAAAGUAAAUCCAUGGGAGAAUAUAGUCAUGAUAAUGAGAGAUUUAUACGAUUGGGAGUAAAUAGAAGGUCGUCCAGUAGAAAAACUCUUACAGACUUGACAGAUAGUGGUGUUAGUGUUGUGUCAGAUACAUUACCUAUUAUUUCUGGAGCAAGUACUGCAACUGGAAAGGACAGUCGUGUCUUAUCAUGGUUAUUUGAAUCAGAUCGUACGGCGAAAAUGUCACAAAGUAAUUCCGUUAUUCCAAAUUCACCAACAGCCAGACAUAGGAAAGGACACAGUCAUUCACGUUCAUCGUCGUUAGAACGAGGUAGUACGGCGAGUAAUCCUUCAAUUACGCAACAAACAACAAUUCUUCCUGCAGCUAGUACUUUACCAAUUGAGCGAAUAAGUGAUAGGCGUCGUGGUGAACCAAGUCAACCAUUCGUUGCCGAUCCUGGUAUGCCGCCAUUACCAUCUCCUCACACGCCUACACAACUAGAAGAAGCUAGACGACGAUUAUUGGAAAGUGAUACUAGCAGUAGAAAUCGACAUAAAGAUUCAUCAUCAAGCCAGUCAACGCUAAGAAAAGGAGGAAAUCAAGGAUCAUCUUCAUCAAAUGCUUCCAAACCUUAUACAACUGUAGUAUUUAAUUUUUGCGAUGAACAGUUCCCGUAUCGUACAAAAAUACCCAGUGUCCCUGUAACGUUAAAGCAAUUUAAGGAUUAUUUGCCUAAAAAAGGAAAUUAUAGAUAUUUCUUUAAAACUGCAAUUGCCGAGUUGGACAAUCAAGUAAUUCAAGAAGAGUUAAGUUGUGAUUCGGACAUUUUGCCAUUAUGGGAUGGAAAAAUAAUGGCACAAGUAAAGCCAAUUGACUGAAAAAGUUUUUAUACAUUUACGUGUUACUUUUAUUUUUUAUUGUGAAUACGGAGAAGAAGAUCGAAGGUUUUUUAAUUAUUAUUAUUAUUUUUUUUGUUAUGUAAAACAAAAUGCAAACAGACUGUUGUAUAGCGAAAUAUAUUAUAUAUAGUAA
Messenger RNA from Chrysoperla carnea, 3438 nucleotides. It is a transcript of the gene Axn, whose product is annotated as axin. The coding region runs from base 276 to 3284 and encodes 1002 amino acids. The transcript is spliced from 14 exons. NCBI's taxonomy places the organism in Eukaryota, Metazoa, Arthropoda, Insecta, Neuroptera, Chrysopidae. The record is from RefSeq and is a predicted model, not a curated record. Gene Ontology annotation, biological process: negative regulation of canonical Wnt signaling pathway.